UAUAACACCAAAAUGUGUUUUGGUUUCUAUAGUGCAGCUCCCUUUAUCAGAAAGUCAGCUUUUAUACGGCUUAUCGCCAGGGCUUUUGUUUGCGUUUUGCUCACCCUGACCCUCCUAAACUAGAUAAAAGGACCAGAGACUGCCUAGUGGAGUUUGCUCUUGCAGGAAGGCACCAGUUAAGGACCCUGGAAAGGACAGUAUCUUUUGUUCCAUUUCAUAAUGGAGUGGCUUCACCUGUUAUUCCUCCAUCCUGUGUCACUUUACCAGGGGGCUGCAUUUCCUUUUGCACUUCUGUUUAAUUAUCUCUGCAUCAUGGACUCCUUUUCUGUUCAUGCCAGAUACCUCUUUCUCCUGGCUGGGGGAGGCGCCCUGGCCUUGGCUGCCAUGGGUCCCUACGCUGUGCUCGUCUUCAUCCCUGCUGUCUGCACAGUGGCUCUCCUCUGCUCCCUCGGCCCACAGGAGGUCCACAGGUGGACUUUCUUCUUUCAGAUGAGCUGGCAGACCCUGUGUCACCUGGGCCUGCAUUACACCGAGUAUUACCUGCAGGAGCCUCCUUCCAUGAGGUUCUGCAUCACUCUUUCUUCCCUCAUGCUCUUGACCCAGAGGGUCACAUCCCUGUCUCUGGACAUUUGUGAGGGGAAAGUGGAGGCAGCAUCAGGAGGCAUCAGAAGCAGGAGCUCUUUGUCUGAGCAUCUUUGUAAAGCACUGCCCUAUUUCAGCUACUUGCUCUUUUUCCCUGCUCUCCUGGGAGGCCCUCUGUGUUCCUUCCAGCAAUUCCAGGCUUGUGUUCGAAGGUCCGACUCUUGGUGCCCUAGGCACUCUCUCUGGGCUCUGAGCUGGAGGGGUCUGCAGAUUCUCGGCCUCGAGUGCCUGAAGGCGGCUGUGAGGAGGGUGGUGAGUGCAGGAGCGGGACUGACCACUUGCCAGCAACUGGAGUGCGUCCACGUCAUGUGGGCCACAGCCGGGCUCUUUAAACUCACCUACUACUCCCAGUGGAUCCUGGAUGACUCCCUCCUCCGUGCAGCGGGCUUUGGGCCUGAGUUUGGUCAGAGCUCUGGUGAGGAAGAAUAUGUCCCCGAUGGGGACAUUUGGACACUGGAAACAACCCACAGGAUAUCCCUGUUUGCGAGAAAGUGGAACCAAAGCACAGCUCGGUGGCUCCGACGACUUGUAUUCCAGCACAGCAAGGUCUGGCCAUUGGUGCAGACAUUUGCCUUCUCUGCCUGGUGGCACGGACUCCAUCCGGGACAGCUGUUGGGUUUCCUCUGCUGGGCUGUGAUGGUGGAAGCUGACUACCUGAUCCACAACUGUGCCAAUGUGUUUAUCGGAUCCUGGCCCAUGAGGCUGCUCUAUAGAACCCUGGCCUGGGCCCACACCCAGCUGAUCAUUGCCUACAUCAUGCUGGCCGUGGAGGCGAGGAGUCUCUCCUCUCUCUGGUUGCUGUGUAAUUCGUACAACAGUGUCUUUCCUCUGGUGUACGGUAUUCUGCUUUUCCUAUUAGCAAAGAGAAGGCAUCAAUUUAACUGAUGUCUUUCUCUCUGGCUUUCACCUCAUAUAUCAGUGAAAUGGAGUUUAGAAAGUGCUAGAUGAUGCAUCGAUAAUGUGUAUAUUUGAACUUUUUCAUAAUAAAGUAUUGGAUGGAUA
Molecule: messenger RNA, 1644 nt
Organism: Carlito syrichta (Philippine tarsier)
Lineage: Eukaryota; Metazoa; Chordata; Mammalia; Primates; Tarsiidae
Gene: MBOAT4
Product: membrane bound O-acyltransferase domain containing 4
Exons: 3
Coding region: 220-1527 (435 amino acids)
Biological process (GO): peptidyl-serine octanoylation; lipid modification
Cellular component (GO): endoplasmic reticulum membrane
Molecular function (GO): serine O-acyltransferase activity
Source: RefSeq, a predicted model, not a curated record